Vidua chalybeata is the source of this 3000-nucleotide messenger RNA. Its product is annotated as inter-alpha-trypsin inhibitor heavy chain H3-like. Gene Ontology annotation, molecular function: serine-type endopeptidase inhibitor activity. Lineage: Eukaryota; Metazoa; Chordata; Aves; Passeriformes; Viduidae. The transcript is spliced from 22 exons. Bases 16 to 2694 code for a protein of 892 amino acids. Gene Ontology annotation, biological process: hyaluronan metabolic process. The record is from RefSeq and is a predicted model, not a curated record.
CACUUUUUUUCCAAAAUGGAAAAUAAUCUAUUGCUUUGUAUUUUAGUAUUAAUUCCUGCCUUUGCAUCCUCAGACUUUUUGCUAACACAUGUCAGAAACAUCAAGAAGCGAAAUGCUGAUAAUGACUUGGUUGUCAAUGGGAUGGAAAUCUAUAGCAUGAAAAUUGAUAGUAAAGUAACUUCCCGCUUUGCACACAAUGUCAUCACCAGUCGAGCUGUCAAUCGUGGGAAUGUGCCCAAAGAAGUCUUCUUUGAUGUUGAACUCCCUAAGACAGCAUUCAUUACCAACUUCAGCAUGACAAUUGAUGGUGUCACCUAUCCUGGAACUAUAAAGGAAAAAGAAGCUGCAAAAAAGCAAUAUGAGAAGGCUGUUUCAAGAGGACAGACUGCUGGUCUUGUCAAAGCUUCAGGAAGAAAAACAGAAAAAUUCACUGUCUCAGUCAACAUUAAAGCAGCCAGUACAGUCACUUUUGAACUCACAUACGAAGAACUGCUGAAGCGACAAUUUGGAAAAUAUGAAAUGUUCAUCAAAGUAAAACCAAAGCAGCUUGUCAAAGAUUUUGAGAUUGAAGUAGAUAUCUUUGAGCCCCAGGGUAUUGCUGAGCUGGAAGCAGAAGGAACAUUCAUCACCAAUGAGCUACAAAAUACCAUUAAAAAAACUUUUUCAGGAAAAAAGGGCCAUAUCUCUUUCAAGCCAACCCUCGAUCAGCAGCGAACGUGUGCAAAUUGCUCAGAGUCUGUCUUGGAUGGGGAUUUUACUGUAAGAUAUGAUGUGAAGAGAACAACUCCAGAUAAUUUGCAGAUUGUCAAUGGCUAUUUUGUACACUUCUUUGCACCAACAAAUCUUCCGAAGUUGUCCAAGAAUAUUAUUUUUGUAUUGGAUACUAGUGGCUCAAUGUCUGGAAGAGAAAUUGAACAAACAAAAGAAGCACUGCUAAAAAUCCUAGAUGACAUUAAAGAAGAUGACUUCUUCAAUUUCAUAUUAUUUGAUAGUGAAAUAUCUACCUGGAAAGAAACAUUAAUCAAGGCCACUCCUGAGAAUUUGGAUGAAGCAAGGAAGUUUGUUCAGCACAUUUCUGCUCAAGGCUUGACAAAUUUACAUGGUGGCUUGAUGAGAGGAAUUGAUAUUCUGAAUGCUGCUCAUGAAGAAAACCUUGUGCCCAAGAGAAGCGCUUCAAUAAUUAUAAUGUUAACAGAUGGCCAGCCAAAUGUAGGUAUAUCAAAUACUCAUGAGAUUGAGAAAGCAGUGAAGAAGGCCAUUGAUGGCAGAUACACCUUAUACAAUCUUGGCUUUGGCAGUGGUGUCGACUACGGCUUCUUGGAGAGGAUGGCACUGGAGAAUAAAGGAUUAGCCCGUCGGAUUUACCCUGACUCUGAUGCAGCUUUGCAGCUUCAGGGGUUUUAUGAUGAGGUGUCAAAUCCAAUGCUCAUAGAUGUGGAGUUAAACUACCCAGAAAAUGAAAUAUCAGACCUAACUACUAACAGCUUUAAGCAUUUCUAUGAUGGGUCUGAGAUUGUGGUGGCUGGGCGCUUUCUGGACAGCAACCAAAACCAUUUGUCUGUAGAUGUAAGAGGUGAAGGUGCUCACAAUGCCCUGUCGUACACUACAGAGCAAGGUGCUGAGCAAACAGCUCAGGCUUUCCAAGAACAACAGUACAUAUUUGGAGAGUACAUUGAAAGGCUCUGGGCUUAUCUUACCAUUGAACAGCUCUUGGAAAAACGCAUUACAGCCACAGGAGAAGAAAAGGAGAACCUUACAGCUCAAGCCCUGGCUCUCUCACUGCUGUACAAGUUUGUAACACCACUGACAUCCAUGGUGGUAACAAAACCAGAAGAAAAUGACAAUGAAGAGGGGAUUGCUGAUAAACCCACUGAAGCUGAAGCAGGGAUGUUCACGGGUCCUUUGGUGGCUUCACCACUCUAUCACACAUAUGCAUCAGCACCCACAUGGUAUACUAGUGUUGAUGGAGAUCCACACUUCAUUAUAUCAGUGCCACAAAAAAAAGAUGCCAUUUGUUUCAAUAUCAAUGAAAACCCUGGCAUUAUCUUAAAUUUAAUAAAUGACCCAGUUACAGGCAUCACAGUGAAUGGAGAACUUAUUGGUGAUAAGAGACCAAAUAGUGAUGCAAAGAUCCAAAACUCAUAUUUUGGAAAACUUGGUAUUGCAAAUAAACACCUGGAUGUAAAGCUGACAGUAACUCCUGAGAUGAUCACAAUUCAGAAUGGUGAUGAAAAAACAGGUUUUACCUGGCUGGACUCAGUCACCUUGCAACAAGCAGGUUUAACUUUGAUCAUUAACAGGAAAAAAAAUCUGGUGCUCUCAAUGGGCAGUGGUGCCUCAUUUGUUGUUGUUUUGCACCAAGUGUGGAAGAAACAUCCUCUCCAUCAAGAUUUCCUGGGACUGUAUACAUUGAAAAGUCAUAAACUGUCUGAACAGACCCAUGGAUUAUUAGGACAGUUUUUCCGGCCCAUUGACUUCACCAUACUUGAAAUUCAUCCUGGUUCUGAUCCCAAGAAACCAGAUGCCACAAUGAUUGUUAAAAACAAUGAACUGACAGUAACAAGGGGCUGGCAGAAGGAUUACAGAAGAGAUCCUGUACACGGGGUUGAUAUUCCUUGCUGGUUUGUCCAUGACAAUGGAGCUGGGCUGAUAGAUGGUGUUCACACAGAUUAUAUUGUUUCCAGUCUCUUCUAAGCAACUUCCUCCAAAUGCACAGGCAGACAAUAUUUGUCUGAAAGAACAGUAUUUGCAAUAUAUAAGAUCUCUUCAAAGCAUAUAAGCAUAUAUAUUUAGCAAGGGCAAUGUAUGAUAGAUUCUCAUAGAGAGUUUUACUGUGUAUUUGAUCCAACCUGAAGUGCAAGAUCCCUCAUCCUCUGAAGUAUCCUCCUUAUCGGGUUUAAAAUUCUGACUUAAAAUGUUGCUUUGUAAAACAUAACUCUACCCAAUUUUUAAUCAAUAAUUGAGUGUCAGGAGUGAUUAAAUAAACGUAUCAGUACUCAG